This is a messenger RNA of Laetiporus sulphureus 93-53, 1545 nucleotides long. RefSeq lists its product as uncharacterized. Lineage: Eukaryota; Fungi; Basidiomycota; Agaricomycetes; Polyporales; Laetiporaceae. The annotation marks the transcript as partial. The record is from RefSeq and is a predicted model, not a curated record. The transcript is spliced from 2 exons.
AUGGCAUACUCUGCUUCUCACCGCAAUGCUGCCUCAAUGUCUACUACAAGUCUCGUACCUCCACAACCGACGCACGCCAGGCAGCGGCGAAUGACAACCUCGUCGCUCCCGCCUCCGUCUCCACUCAACCUGCCAGAACCAGUCCAGGGGUACCGACGACCACCCUCGCCGCUUAGGAACGGCACAACGAUUGAUCCCAAUACUGGCGAGCUAAGCGAUGCUGGGUCCAUCCAACGCUCGGAAGAUGGAGAUGAAGGGCGCUGGACGCGAUCGCAUUCUCCAUCUCCCUCUGUAGCAAAGUUUGCUGCUAACAUUGCUCAGCGGGUCGGCUCCCUGAUGAGCACCGUGAGCCCUCGCUCCCAUGCCCUUCCUACCGAUGAUGAACUGGAAGCAGAAGCAGAGCGAGAACGUGAUAGGAGUAGGAGAGAAGCAGAACGGAUCUUGAUGAUGGAGGCUGAGAAUAAACGAGCGGCAGAGGAAUGUGUGAUGCAUUCUUCUGGUGACGGGCCAUCUAGCUCUCUCCUUCCACCUCCUCCGCUAUCACAGACGAUCUCAGCUACUCCUUCUUCUCCGAAAUCUUCUCAGAAAGAAGGGAGCUGGUGGGCCAUGGCCAAGAAUAGGCUAACACCAACCAAGGAGCCGCUCACGCCAGCACAGCAGAUUAUAGAGGAGACCAAAGCACGAGAGAAGGAGCACGAGAAGGAGAAGAAGAAAGCCGGAAAGGGAAAACAACGCAAGGAUUCAUGGCCUUCAGCGCCGGACGCGAAGUUUGACGAUCCAGCGUUCAUUCAGUUGGGCCUCGCUUCUUCGAUCACACCGCCACCUCCGAAAUUUGUAUCCGCUGCUCCUUCUUCUCCAACACCAUUCAAUUUCCACGGCCUCCCAGGCACUCCUCCGAGUCUCUCUACGUCUCCCUUGCGGUCCAUGGAGGUUCGUAAUUCCUCGCCAACGAGAACUCCCGCUCCAAUGUACGCCCAGUUCAAUGCCCAGGGGACCCUUGACGUUCCUGGUACUCUACUGACGAUCGUCCAGCGUUUCGAGAAAUUAGAGAAAUGGACAGUCGGGCACGUACGAGCACUGGAAGAGCGCAUGGACGACGUAGAACGCUGGCUUGUUGAGAAGGAGAAGGAGAAACAGAAGGAGCAGGAGCAGCCUGCCGCUCGACAGCUUCCAAAUGGUGAUAUGGAAGCAGGGGAAGGAGAUAUGGGUGAGAUUCGUGAAGAACUAGCAGAACUCUCGGGGCGUGUCACGGAGCUGGGACGUGAGAUGGCGAGAAUGUUGACUGCUUCCGCCAACCUGUUGCCAGGUCCUUCACGCAGUACGGCUUCAAUCGCACGGUCACCUACCGCCACUUCCUCCGUUGCCGUCUUCUCAAUCUCGCAGAAUGUGUCAAGCAGCCCUCAAACAACUCCUCCGAAUAGCACAGGCGCUAUUAGUCCGCCUCCAUCAAGGCCUGCUAUGCCCACGCGGACGUCACGCACCCGUCUGCCGUACCCGACAGGUGACUAUGCUACCCCGCCCGACUCGACUCUACUGAGUCAAGGC